AGUAGCAAGUCAGCUGCUGACGGUUCAAACCAGUUGUCACACACGCGAGAAGGUGAGCGACACAAAUCUGAGCGAUCAAAGAGCAUUCAACUGAUGGUUCAUGAAAAUGGAUGGGCUAUCAUUUUACCAAAAACAAUUCCUGCAAGCUGUGUAUCCAAACCAGAUAACAUCUGAGACUGACCUUCCUUGCCUUGAUGGAACUGAAAAGCUGAGAAAUGCCAAGACUCCGGAGGACAUUAAAACAGACGGAACGGUCCUUGGGGAACUCAUCCUAGAGGAAGAAUUCACCCUGAGCCCCAAAUUAUGGGCGUCUCGUGACUGGAGAGCCUUUAAGAAAGUGUUGUUAGAGAAGCAGAAUGGCAUAGAGGCUAGAAAGAGGGUGGAUGUAUUUGAUAUUCAGCUUGGAGAUUCUGGGGAGUGCAAAGCAAUGGUGGUGGGGUACAGAGAAGCAGUUCUCCAAGUAAGGAGGGAGAUUUCUGAGUUUCUGGAAAGUCAGGUUCCCACGAAGGAGCUGGUGCCCUUCGGGGUAGCUAAAGACCGUCUGCUGCGGCUUUUCAAUGAAAAGCUGAAUCUGGAAGUGGUCGGUUUGAAAUACAAACGGCAGAAGUUAGGAAUCGAAAUCAGUGGGACCAAAAAUAAUGUGGCUAGGGCUUUAGAAGUGAUCGAUAGGGUUACCAAGAGAGUCUCCCAAACAAACCAUUCCAGAAAUGUGCCGAUUCAGAUCUACAGAUGCUUCCAAACCUUUGAGGGAAUGAACAUCUUUAUCUGCUUGGGUGACGAUAUUGAGAGUCUUCAGUCCGAAUCAAUUAUUCAAGAAGGUGCUAGACUGGGUGACCUACAACUGGAGGUGCUUGAUGAAAGGCCAGAGGUCACGCUGGCCGCCCAUAAGAGAUUGACUGGGCAAGGGAAGCUACAAAGUGUCAUCACCCUCCAUUGGGGUAAUAGUAGCACUAUUUGUGAAAGUGAUAGUGCCGCCCUGCUGGAGAGUUCUAUAACUCUCGCUCUAGAGUACCUGGAGUCCCAUGGCCUGCAGUCAGUCGCUAUGUGUUGCCCGCUCGCUAGGGGGCAGUGUGUGCCUGGCGAACCUGAAGUUUUGGUGUCUGCUCUGGAGAUGUUUUGUAGAAAGCGUUCCUUCUAUAUUUCACAUCCUCUCUCAGUGUUCCUGGUCUGCCACAAGGAAUCGGCCUGCAAGCUGGAGAGAAGCCUGGGGCUCCGGUGGCCACUACCCCCCCAGAGUGGUUUGGAUGUUAGAGAGAGGAUCUUGACAAAGCUGGUGUGUGGGGAUUUAGAGGAAAAUAAGUCCGCAGUGCUGGUCCUUGCUGUCACAGUUUCAGAAGAGACGCACAAUAUCCAGUGCUCCCAGUUCAUUCCACACACUCCCAGUAAGGCACUAGAGGCGGUACUGGAGCUGCAGUCGGUGGACCUGUCCCUCAGGAGCACACUGCGAAGAGGGGAGGCUGUCCUCGUUCCAUGCUUGGUGGAGGGGCUUCUCCCUUGUCAGUAUUUAUACCUUGUGGACAUCGAAGAGGAUUUGAAAGACCCAGCCGAGGUGCUGAGGAGCCUGGUUGAUCAGUGUCUCCGGCUGUGUCAGGGUUCUCUCCUCUCCUCCGUGGUUUUCCCUGUGUUGGACCUCCUCAGAUUUGGGGUGGGGGUGUCACAGACAGUGGGGUGGCUGGAAGAGGGGGUGAGGAGGUUUGAGAGAGAGCACCCAUCGCCCAGGUUGGAGUCUGUGAGCCUGCUCCUGAACUUGGACCCGAUGGAUCUACACACAGUGGUGAACGAUAUUGAAGGACCCUCAGAAAUCUUUGGGACGUGUUUCACAGAUGACCCUUAUUUUAUUCAAUACCUUAAAGAUGCUGGGGAGGGUUUGAAAGAAAUGACCAGCAAACUCCUGGUUGCAGGUUUGAAGAUCAGGCUAUCUCGGCAUACUCAUGGACCAUGCUUUCUGGUAACUCCUAAUCCAUCUAGCCACCACACAUCGGAGCAGUGGAUAAGGUCACUUGGAGAUACCUACAACACUGAGAGGCGAAGGUACUCUGUGAGAUAUGAUCAACUCUCCAACUGGAUCAGCAAGCCCAGUUGUGCUCCCACGCUGAAGGAAGUAGGUUCCAUAGCUGUGUAUGGUGAAGGGGAGGUCGUGGUUGGUUUAAAUGAAGAAGUUGAGGAGUUGUACCAAGCUAUGGGUUUCUACCAAGAGGCAGUAAAGGAAUGCUGCAGUAAAUUAUGGAGUCCCAACACAGCUCUGAUGGUCUUUGGAGCUCUGCAGGAACAGCUGGCUAGUCAGUUCCCUGAGGUUCUAGCUUCACCUUCUGUUGAUCCCAUGAUGAGCCACUCUUGGUUCAUCUUUGAAGGCCCACGUGAAGAUGUCACCUUAGCCAUGGAGUUUUUCCACCAGGAAACCUCUGAUUCGCUGAUCUCCGUCACAAUUGACGAGAAGCUUUUAGGGUACCAGUCUGUCUUUUUAGGUGAGUUGGAUCUGGAAGCUUUGACAAUAGAGCUUUUCCAGUCCAGAGGGAUCAGUGCUACUUUGCAACAUCGUGAAGCUUCUGUGGUUAUGUAUGCGCAGCCUCUUGAGGAGACUGGAAGAGCUAUCAAUGUGCUGAAAGAGAUUUUACAAGAAACUGGUAUUAGGAUCAACCAGGCAAACCUGGCAGCCACUAAAGACGAGAAUUGGGAGGACUUUUUGGACGAGGUCUAUAGCAGGCUUAAUAACGGUGGGCAGAAGAAGUUGAACUUCUAUAACUUGCUGAAUGAUAAUGGAGACACUGACCUAGUGGUCUUGGUAGGCUUCAGAACAGAAGUCCAAGCUGCCCAACGCUUGAUCAGUCACUAUCUGCACAACAAAAGUCAAACCAGGAGGACAUUGACCUUUCGUCAGGAGCAUUUAGUCCAGGCAGGAAGUCAGCUUCUAGAAAUUAUGGAAUGGGAGACUUCCAUAAAUGUUAAGGUGGAGGUGAGGGUUGCAGGGGGAUCCUGGCUGGAGGUGACGCUGUGUGGAAGCCGAGAGCAGGUGAAAUGGGCCCAGCCUUUCAUUAAGAAGGACCUGGAGGCUCUGAUUCAAAAGACAGUGAGGAUAACAGAGCCUGGGGCUGUCAGGUUCUUCCAGGAGGAGACGGGCACGCAGCUCCUCAAGGAGACUGGAAUGAGAGAGCAGUGUCUGAUUCUACUGAGGGAGGAGACAGCAGAGGGCUUUACCACCACACAGAACGAAUCGCCUGAACGGGAGAUGAGACCAGAAGCUGCAGUGCUGCAUCAUCAAGACGCUGCUGAGUUGCUGCUGAUUGGCAGACUGGAGGGUGUUGAGAGCGCGGCGGCUUCUGUCCAAUCGCACUUCCAGUCGACUCAGACCCUGCAGUGCCUGCGAGACCCCCGCCUGUGUGAGCUGACCCCAGAGCAGCUGCAGGAAGUACAGAGUCGACUCGGAGUCAGGCUGCGUCUGAGUGAGGGAGCUCUGACCAUUCAGGGACCCCAGGACCACGUCACCCAGGCAAAGACACACAUUGAGUGGCUGCUGGUAGAGGUUCUGCAUCAACUGUCCAAUUACCUGUCUGGAUACUUGACGAGCUGUGAGAUAUUGAAGAAGUUUCAGCAGUGGGAGCUCCAACAGAGCCCAAACACACAGCAGGAGGAGAGGAUGGAGCUUGAAGAGAAUGAACUCCCUGAAUCAGACGAAGAAGUAGAGGAGCAGCAGGGCGACCAGAGAGAAGAGAAACAAGCCUUCAGCUGGUUAAGCAGUUACCUGUCAGGCAUCUUCACUAGUGCAAAGCUGCUAGAUGCUCAGCCCUUCCCCUGCAGUGUGAGUGAUUGCCCUUCUGAUGCGAGCUGGACAGAGACUGAGGAGUUAAAAGAGCUGGAGCAAAGCCCAGGUCUACAGCUCAACAUGAACACAGAGCUUCAGGAGACCAGAGCUCCCAGUACAACAUCCCAGCAGGGCUCCCAGUCCAUAGACAAGAAGCAACCCAGCCUCCCAGCUGCAAAGCCAGCCUACCAGUUAACUGACAAAAACACAGUGUUGAGCGAGAAACCUCUUCCCACUAGAGUUAAUGAGACCAGAGCUCCCAGUACAGCAUCUCAGCAGGGCUCCCAGUACAUUGAGAAGAAUACUCACCAUCCCAGCCUCCCCACAAUAGAGCCAGCGUACCAGUUAACUGAGAAAAACACAGUGUUGAGAGAGAAACCUCUUCCCACUAGAGUUAAUGAGACCAGAGCUCCCAGUACAACAUCCCAGCAGGGCUCCCAGUCCAUAGACAAGAAGCAACCCAGCCUCCCAGCUGCAAAGCCAGCCUACCAGUUAACUGACAAAAACACAGUGUUGAGCGAGAAACCUCUUCCCACUAGAGUUAAUGAGACCAGAGCUCCCAGUACAGCAUCUCAGCAGGGCUCCCAGUACAUUGAGAAGAAUACUCACCAUCCCAGCCUCCCCACAAUAGAGCCAGCGUACCAGUUAACUGAGAAAAACACAGUGUUGAGAGAGAAACCUCUUCCCACUAGAGUUAAUGAGACCAGAGCUCCCAGUACAGCAUCUCAGCAGGGCUCCCAGUUUAUUGACACAAAGCAUCCCAGCCCCCCCACAAUGGGGCCAGCCUUCAUGUUAACUAAGAACAGGGCUCCCAGUACAGCAUCCCAGCAGGGCUCCCAGUACAUUGAGAAGAAGACUCACCAUCCCAGCCACCUCACAAUGGAGCCAGCGUACCAGUUAACUGAGAAAAAAACAGUGUUGAAGGAGAAGCUAGUCUCAGCUACAGUCAAAAAGAACAGGGCUCCCAGUACAGCAUCCCAGCAGGGCUCCCAGUACAUUGAGGAGAAUACUCACCAUCCCAGCCACCUCACAAUGGAGCCAGCGUACCAGUUAACUGAGAAAAAAACAGUGUUGAAGGAGAAGCCAGUCUCAGCUACAGUCAAAAAGAACAGGGCUCCCAGUACAGCAUCCCAGCAGGGCUCCCAGUACAUUGAGGAAAAUACUCACCAUCCCAGCCACCUCACAAUGGAGCCAGCGUACCAGUUAACUGAGAAAAAAACAGUGUUGAAGGAGAAGCCAGUCUCAGCUACAGUCAAAAAGAACAGGGCUCCCAGUACAGCAUCCCAGCAGGGCUCCCAGUACAUUGAGGAGAAUACUCACCAUCCCAGCCUCCCCACAAUAGAGCCAGCGUACCAGUUAACUGAGAAAAACACAGUGUUGAGAGAGAAACCUCUUCCCACUAGAGUUAAUGAGACCAGAGCUCCCAGUACAGCAUCCCAGCAGGGCUCCCAGUACAUUGAGGAGAAUACUCACCAUCCCAGCCUCCCCACAAUAGAGCCAGCAUACCAGUUAACUGAGAAAAACGCAGUGUUGAAGGAGAAUCCAGUUUCAGCUACAGUCAAAGAGAACAGGGCUCCCAGUACAGCAUCACAGCAGGGCUCCCAGUACAACCAGCCCACAAACUGUCUACCCAACAGUGGACAUGCUCUGGUAUCUGGCUUUGCUGUUCCCAGUUGCAGUUUCUUGUACACACAACCAGCAUUAAAACCUGCAGCCCAGUCCUUCCGUUGCAGUGUGUGCGAUCGACACUUCGACACCAAGCAAGGGCUCAGCUCACACUUCACACAGAUGCACACCCCCGAGGGAAGAAGCACCUGUCCAGACUGUGGGAAAAACAGCACCAAGAGUGGGAUUACCCGGCACAAGUGCCAGGGCAAGACAGGGACUGGAGAGUCCAAGGAGUCUCGUCCACUUUCCUGCAAGCGAGAGCUUAAACUGAGCCCAGACUGUCAGUUUAACAUGAACACAGAGUUUGGGGUGAUCAGUACUCCCAGCACAAAAACCCAGACGCAAUUCCAGUCCAACCAGUCCACAGACUGGGACAUGCUCAGCUAUUUAAACAGAGACGAUGCUCAUUUAUCUGGUAUCUUAGCAAUUGCUAAAGAUCUUGAUGCUGCACAUUGGAGUUCCUCGUUCACACAACCAGCAUUGAAACCUGCAGUCCAGUCCUUCCUUUGCAGUUUGUGCUGUCGCUCAUUUGGGUCCCAACAAGGCCUUAGCUUACACCACACACUCAUGCACUCUUCUGCUGGACGGGCCACAUGCCCCUUCUGUGGCAUGGAGAGCACCAAGGGCGGGAUCACACGGCACAAGUGUAAGGGCAGAUAGAGGGGGUGCAUACCAUCGUCUACACUACAGCAACUGGAAUUAUGAAUCAUUACUCAUUACCUCCAUGCCCGCUAUUUAUACCAUAUGGGCUUAGGAGUGGCUGGUUUUGUUAUCUUACUAAUUAUCAAUAGAAGUUAGCCUUUCACCUGUUAGACCACUCAAGUACAGCCAACCAUGUUUACAAGGUUAAUGUUGUUAAUUGUUUAUCAUAUUUCAUUCCAUACAUUUCUGCAGAUGCUUUAUCCCAUGAUUCCAAACACAUUUGCAUCCUACACUCUCACCAAUUUAAACCAAAUUAAGAUGCAGUUUGUUUUACAGUGAAUGGAUAAUAUUAUUUGUAAAAAAAAUGGCCUUUAAUUAGAAACAGUCCAAAAUCUGUGGGGAAAAUAUGCAAAAAAAAAAACUGCAUACAUUUUCAGUAGAUAUCUGGAUAGUGUUCUGAGGAGCAUCUUCUGUGUUUAUGCGAUUUUGGAGGAAUUCAGUUAUCCGCAGAUUUGGACUGCCCUGUCUCCUGGAAUAUUUCACAAGAUGGGGUUCCUUUUAACUAAGCCUUGCAUUAACUAGCCUUGAUCAACUGCAGCUGGUCCAUAAUACAACACGGUUCACCUAUAACUCCACUGAUCAGACCGCCUACAUAUCCAAUGAUUGGCUCCACUAUACAUCCGUCCGCGCCUACAUAUCCAGUGAUUGGCUCCACUAUACAUCCGUCCGCGCCUACAUAGCCAAUGAUUGGCUCCACUAUACAUCCGUCCGCGCCUACAUAGCCAAUGAUUGGCUCCACUAUACAUCCGUCCGCGCCUACAUAUCCAGUGAUUGGCUUCACUAUACAUCCGUCCGCACCUACAUAUCCAAUGAUUGACCUACAAUAUAUCAGUCCCUUCUAAAAUGUCCCUUUUGUAAAUAUGUAUUAUUAUUUUUUAUGAAUUACAAAGUAUAUACGUAAAUGCUGCCAAACUAUUUUUGAAAUGUUAGGCAAUAAGUAAGAAUAUAUAAUUAUUAAUCCCCUUUUAUUAUUAUAUAAUAUAUUAUUACAUAAUUUCCAAGUGCCUUCCAAUAUUUCAGAAGGAUCAUGCUGAUUGAAAACAAAGAACAUCAGCUGUUUUUACUAAAUGAUAAAUAUUCAGAGAUUCUAAUAAUACUACUACUAAUAAUAAACUUUACUUUCAUCACUA
Acipenser ruthenus (sterlet) is the source of this 7299-nucleotide messenger RNA. RefSeq lists its product as uncharacterized. The record is from RefSeq and is a predicted model, not a curated record. Lineage: Eukaryota; Metazoa; Chordata; Actinopteri; Acipenseriformes; Acipenseridae. The transcript is spliced from 15 exons. The coding region runs from base 101 to 6127 and encodes 2008 amino acids.